UCCUCUCACUUCAGCGUGCAAGUUACAGGAAGGAUUUAUGACGCCAUAAAUAUGAGAGGAUCCACGCGACAAACCUCCUCCGCUCCGUUAUUUGACGUCUGGACCAUAUGAGAUGAGCCGCACAUGGAUCUACACUGAAGUUAUUGGAUUUUCACUCGCGGGAGAUUAAUUUGACAAAUGCGCUGCAUCCUCAUCAGGCUAUGAUUAUUUUUGGGAAUAUCUGACAUGGCAAGGAUACUAUCCAUCCUCGCGAAAAUCAUGCUUUUCAAAAUACUGGGAUUAAUUCUCCUACAAGGUGUCUUGACGUCCGAUGCCAUGGUCAAAUCAGAGGUCACCCCUGGAAGUCUCCCAGACUCCAGCAGGGUGUUUGGCUCCGGGGGAUCCUCGAGCACACAGCUGUCUGAGGCAGCGGAGACAAAGUCCAGACCUAAGCGCUGCACCUGCUAUUCCUACAAGGAUAAAGAGUGCGUCUACUACUGCCACCUGGAUAUCAUCUGGAUCAACACUCCCGAACGCACUGUGCCCUAUGGAAUGUCGAGCUACCGAGGCCCUCAGCGUAUCAGACGUGCUGCUGUCGGACCACCAGCUGAACAUGAGGGGGCAAAGACUCAGCGCUGCAUUUGUGUUGUACUUGACGGAGAUCCCCAGUGCCAGGAUUUUUGUCUGUCAAGCCCUCUGCAGACAGUGCCAGGCAGGAGUCUCCACAGGGUCCCUGGCCCUGGAUGACAGUUUGACAGCUCUCCAUCUUCUGCUCUUCUUCUUGGGGGACUGGACUCUUCACUCCUUUGCGGGGCCCCUUCACUCUCCGUUUGGCACUCUUGCCGCCACAGGUACACUCACAGUCAAGGAAAGAACUUUGAAGCAAGUUCCAUCAGGCCGAGUGGUUUCAAGAACUCUUGAGCAAAUUCAGUUCAGAUCCCUGGAGGCUAUUCCCUUUUUGUUCCCUCCUAAGAGCAGCAUGAGGAUUACUUGCACCAUAAUGCAAAAUAAUACAAUAGCCAAUGACUUUGCUUCUGUCAAGCUUGUGCAGACAAACCAUUUGUAUUCACACCUGGUUACAGAUUGUUGUGGACUACACUUGACUCUAUUGUGCAAAACAACGAGAUAAACUUGUAUCAAUGUAUAAGAGACAACUACUACUUGUGAGAAACCAUGGAAAUC
This is a messenger RNA of Seriola dumerili (greater amberjack), 1161 nucleotides long. It is a transcript of the gene edn3b, whose product is annotated as endothelin-3-like. Gene Ontology annotation, cellular component: extracellular region. Bases 226 to 726 code for a protein of 166 amino acids. Gene Ontology annotation, molecular function: endothelin B receptor binding; hormone activity. Gene Ontology annotation, biological process: regulation of vasoconstriction; regulation of systemic arterial blood pressure by endothelin; intracellular calcium ion homeostasis. The transcript is spliced from 4 exons. The record is from RefSeq and is a predicted model, not a curated record. NCBI's taxonomy places the organism in Eukaryota, Metazoa, Chordata, Actinopteri, Carangiformes, Carangidae.